AUGACUGCAUCCUUUACCAAUGGGCCAGGGCCAAUGAACCAGCGCAAGGUGGUUUCCCAUACUCUCACAGGCCUGAAAAGAUGGUCAUGCCACAGCCGAGAGCUGCCUCCUGUCGACCAAGUGAAAGCUCUCCAUGUCUACGACUUUGAUAAUACCUUGUUUAUGAGUCCGUUGCCAAACCAGAAGCUAUGGAACGGACAAACUGUAGGCUUCUUACAGACACAAGAAUGCUUCGUCAAUGGGGGUUGGUGGCAUGACCAGCGUAUUCUGGAGGCCACCGGUCAAGGGAUUGAGAAGGAGGAGCCAAAGGCGUGGGAGGGCUGGUGGAACGAACAAAUUGUCGACCUCGUGGGACUCAGUAUCAAACAGAACGACACGCUGACAAUUCUAUUGACGGGACGAAGCGAGCAUAACUUCGCUGACCUGAUCAAACGCAUCGUUGCCAGCAAAGAUCUUUCUUUCGAUAUGAUUUGCUUGAAGCCACAGGCUGGUCCGAACAGUGAGCGAUUCCGCUCAACUAUGAUGUACAAACAAGCUAUCCUAGAGGAUUUGGUACAUACCUAUAAGGAUGCGGACGAGAUACGGAUCUACGAAGAUAGACCAAAACACACCAAAGGUUUUCGUGACUUCUUUGAGAGCUUCAACGCCAACCUCCUUUCCCCAGCAGCGCAAACUCCUCGGAAACCCAUAGUAGCUGAGGUGAUUCAAGUCGCAGAUCAAGUGAAAACACUCGAUCCAGUCGUCGAGACCUCAGAAGUCCAGCGUAUGAUCAACAGCCACAACUCUCAAAAUAAAGCCGGCCGGAAUCUCGAGAUCAAGCGCACGGUCUUCUACACCGGUUACCUGAUAGCACCCAUGGACACCGCCAAGCUCCUGACCCUCGUCAAGCCUCAUCCCAACAUGCCUGAGACCGAUGUCAAAUUCCUUGCAAAUAAUAUUCUUAUCACAUUUGGGCCCGCCCAGUCACCUCUUCUCAACAAAGUUGGGGGUAUUGGUUUCAAGCAGACUUGGCAAGUCACUGGCUUUGCUUCUCUGGACUCUAAGGUUUGGGCUGCGCGCGUCUCUCCUGUUCCACCUAUAUCGAUAUUUCACACAGACAAUCAUGUACCCUUCGUCCUUUUGGCUCACCACAAAACCGCGCGGCCUGGUGACGCAAAUCGAAUCCAAAAUUGGCAGCCAGUCAGUGCAGAUAAGCAAUACGUGUUUCAGACCACGGUCGGCGAGAAAGUGCAGCUCCGAGUGGAGCCUGAGACCGAAGGCGAAAGUGAGUAUGAUAGUCUUUUCGACCGGAGAAAUCUCAAGAGACGGCAUAGUCCGCCGCCUGGACCUCAGCAAAUCCAUAGGAACGGCCAUGGUAAUGACGAGAAUCGAAGACUCAAUGGCGGGAACGGAAAUAGAGGCGGCACCCAGAAUCGAGGUCGUGGCGGAGGUGGUGGACGAAGUGGAGGUAAUAAUAAUAAUAGAGGUGGCAGAGGGGUGGGUCCUGGUCGAGGCGGAGGUGGUCACAACAGAGGAAGGGGAGGUGGGCAAAGAGGAGCCUAUAAAUCGCUUGACGACGUGGGCUCCGGUGGUGGUCGCUACAAUGCGCAGAGAGGCGAGCCAAAUUACGAUGAUUACGUACCGGGUGGGGACAACUACAAUGCGGCGUUUCCUGCCCUGGGCGGCGGAGGCUUACCUUACGGCAAAUAA
Letharia columbiana is the source of this 1689-nucleotide messenger RNA. RefSeq lists its product as uncharacterized. The coding region runs from base 1 to 1689 and encodes 562 amino acids. Gene Ontology annotation, biological process: box C/D sno(s)RNA 3'-end processing; rRNA methylation. The record is from RefSeq and is a predicted model, not a curated record. The transcript is spliced from 5 exons. Lineage: Eukaryota; Fungi; Ascomycota; Lecanoromycetes; Lecanorales; Parmeliaceae. Gene Ontology annotation, cellular component: box C/D methylation guide snoRNP complex; small-subunit processome. Gene Ontology annotation, molecular function: histone H2AQ104 methyltransferase activity; RNA binding; rRNA methyltransferase activity.